Molecule: messenger RNA, 1527 nt
Organism: Lodderomyces margitis
Lineage: Eukaryota; Fungi; Ascomycota; Pichiomycetes; Serinales; Debaryomycetaceae
Exons: 1
Coding region: 1-1527 (508 amino acids)
Cellular component (GO): mitochondrion
Molecular function (GO): protein-arginine omega-N symmetric methyltransferase activity
Source: RefSeq, a predicted model, not a curated record
AUGUUAACCCUACGAAGACACUUGUUCAAAGGCAGGUUGAAAAAUGCCCUUGAACCACCUCCACCAAGCCAUUAUGAAUACUCGAUCUCACCAAAGACAUACAACUUCAAAGUUCCUUCCACGAAACAAACGCUCAACCCGAUCCAGCUAAUAUAUCAAAAGGCAGUCAAUUUCCCAUUUGACAAAUCAAAUGAAGAAAUUUACAACUCAUAUCCCAAGGUGACGUCAAAACAGCUACUCGAUAGGAACACGAGACCAAAAGGAGUGCUGAUGAGUACUGCCGACUUUAUUGAGGACCUGUUGUACAACAAACAUUACGGUUACUUUGCCAAAGAGGCCGAAAUUUACCAUCCAGACAAGCCCUUCAAUUACCCAGACGUAAAAGACAUCGAUGGGUUUAUGGAUGCAUGGGGUGAGUCGUACUCCAAAUACGACAAAGAUGAAAGUAAGCCACUUCAACUAUGGCACACGCCAACCGAGUUGUUUAACCCUUACUAUGGGGAGAGUUUGGCGCGUUACAUUUUAUUCAACUACAAGCUCAAUGGCAACUAUCCAUACGAAGACUUGAUAAUAUACGAGAUGGGAGGUGGUAACGGAACGUUAAUGUGCAAUAUCCUCAACUAUAUCAAGAGACAUGAACCUCAAAUAUACGCCAAGACCCAGUACAAAAUAAUUGAGAUAUCACGCCAGCUUGCAAAAAAGCAAAAAGCAGCGUACAGCAAGAAAUUAAAGGAGGAGGGUUUGAAUGCAGAUAUAUUGGACAUACAUAACGUGUCCAUUUUCGAUUGGACUAAAGCUGUCGAAGAGCCUUGCUUUUUCAUUGCGUUGGAAGUGUUUGAUAAUUUUGCUCACGAUAUGAUUGCGUACGACAUGACUACGGGAGAGCCAAUGGAAGGUAAGGUCUUGAUUGACAAGAAAGGCGACUUUUACCAAUUUUUCACACGUGAGUUAAGCCCUUACACCAAUGCGUAUUUGCAACUCAGAGAGCAUGGCAACUUUUCCGUAUUAAAGUACCAAUCGACAUUGAAGGGAAAACUAGAAAGCAUUAAAAGUUUCUAUAAGUCAGUCCAUCCAUUGCUAGAGUCACCAACAAAGCUCAAAGGGAAGCAAAUGAUUUUCCCAUUUAAUGAUGAUUUAUCCACCCCCGAAUACAUCCCCACGAGGCUUCUCCAGUUCUUUCAAAUAUUAAAGCACAAAUUUCCUAACCACUCAUUGAUUAGCUCUGACUUUCACUACUUGCCCAACACCAUCAGAGGCUUCAAUGCUCCUGUGGUGCAGACGAUGUUAAAGAAGGAAAUGGUGGAUGUGCGAACUUACAUGGUGCAACAGGGCUAUUUUGAUAUAAUGUUUGCGACUGACUUUGAAAUAGCCAAUGACAUGUAUCAAAGGGUAACUGGUAAAAGUUCCAAAAUAAACACCCAUAGGGGGUUCUUGGAAGAAUGGGCGGAUGUCGAGGCUACAACGACAAAAGACGGAGAGAAUCCAAUGUUGGAUUUUUAUAGAAAUGUCAGUUUCUUAACAAGCUAA